Molecule: messenger RNA, 1137 nt
Organism: Aphanomyces astaci
Lineage: Eukaryota; Oomycota; Saprolegniomycetes; Saprolegniales; Verrucalvaceae
Exons: 8
Coding region: 67-795 (242 amino acids)
Source: RefSeq, a predicted model, not a curated record
AUUGGCCAAUAAGAACGCAUUGGAAAGGACGGCACGCGAUUCCACAUUGGGCAUUUUGUAGCGACGAUGGCGGCAGACAAGGAGGAUGCGAACAAGGCGGCGGCGGGCCAUGGUGGCAAUAACGUCGCGCAAGUGGUCAAGAAGAUUGAAGGACACUACCCCAUAUGGACGCGAAUUGUGCGUGUCGUGUGGAACUUUCUUGUGGACCUCGUGUUGGGCACUUGCGAACUGCAGAGAAUUUGCUCCGAGGUGACAAAGGACACCCGAGGCAUGAUGGUCAAAGUCCGGACGAACGUGGCACUCGACCGGGGGCUCAAGGACGUGCAACAGGACAUCUUCGACUUCAAACCGUUCGAUGUUACCAGCACAUUGCUUCGCGUGGGCGAAAUCAAGCAGUUCGCCAUCUCGAAAAUCUGUGAAUCGAACCUUCGCAGCUGCUUCAUUCGGUUCCGCGAAGUGAAUGAAGUGUAUUCUCAAGCGUUGGCGUUGAAGGACGAAGCAUACGACUCGACGAACGACCAACACGAGGCACUGCUGGAGCAGCUGUGGACUAAUCUAAAGCCAGACGUGCGUCGAUCGGGCGGUCGUUACACGAAGGAGUGGGGUGAGAUUGGGUUCCAAGGCCAAGACCCCAUGACCGACUUCAGGAGCAUGGGGUUGCUCGCGUUGACGCAGUUGGUGUACUACACGGAGCACUACCCUGUCGAAGCUAGACGGGCGCUGGUGCAUGCGAGCCACCCGACGCAAUGGUAUCCGUUUGCCGUCACCGGCAUCAACAUCACGAGGCAAGUGUAAACUGUCGGUCGCUCCUUUGAAAGCUGUGGGACUCAACUGCUGUCGGGUUGGAUGUCUAGUUUUGUGGUGGAUGUGGUGCGCGAACGCCUCGUGGACUCGCGCUUGUACGACAAGGACUGCAAUUUGGACGAGCUGCACGAAUUCUACUGCAUGGUGUUUUCCAUGUUUGACGCGUUGUGGGUCGAGUCCAACCCGACCGAUUUGAUGGCGUUCCCUGCGGUCUUUGGCAUGUUGCAAGAAACGAUCCGACUCGAACUGGCCGAGCGCACGUUUGCCUAGGUCAAUAUAACAAAGCUGGGAUAACAAACAACCUAAUGAACGCUCAUCCCAAAUGUCUUCUCA